This is a messenger RNA of Synchytrium microbalum, 1305 nucleotides long. RefSeq lists its product as uncharacterized. The record is from RefSeq and is a predicted model, not a curated record. Gene Ontology annotation, cellular component: cytoplasm. Bases 1 to 1305 code for a protein of 434 amino acids. Gene Ontology annotation, molecular function: ATP hydrolysis activity; GTP binding. Lineage: Eukaryota; Fungi; Chytridiomycota; Chytridiomycetes; Synchytriales; Synchytriaceae. The transcript is spliced from 12 exons.
AUGAAGGACGUGCUAAUAGCAUGUGUUGGCAAGCCAUCAGCCGGAAAAUCAAGCUUUCUGAAUGCUCUAACUGAUGCAACUAGCAAAGUUGGCAAUUUCCCCUUCACGACGAUCACUCCAAAUACCGGUGUUGCUUAUUGUCCUUUUGAGUGCCCUUGUAAGAGAUUCGGGAAGCAGGCACAGUGUAGGCCUAGAUAUGGAAAAUGCGUGGACGGUAAACGGUUCGUGCCGGUUAGGAUUCUAGAUGUCGCAGGACUUGUGCCUGGAGCGUCAGAAGGCGCUGGACUUGGAAACCAAUUCCUGGACGACUUACGGACUGCGGAUGGGUUUAUCCACGUUGUGGAUGUCAGUGGCACUACUGAUCAGGAUGGAAAGGAAACACUGAACUAUGAUCCAAUUAAUGAUAUUGAUUGGCUGAUAUCUGAGAUUCGCAUGUGGAUUUUAAAUAAUUUGUUGAAGAAAUGGAACAAUACAGUUAGGAGGCAUGUUGCUACCAAACAAGCAGUAGCUGAAACCUUGCAAUUACAACUAAGUGGAUAUGGGUGUAAUCUAGCUCUAACACAGAAAGUGCUAGACAAGUCAGGAAUAAAAGAUCCAUUAGAAGCGUGGGAUGACGGCAAGGUGAAAGACUUUGUCGAUACCUUUCUGGAUGUGAGAUUUCCUACUGUUGUGGCCCUAAAUAAGAUUGACUUGCCUGAUUCCGACAAGAACAUUGAUCGGAUAUGUCGUCGUUAUGAUCAGUCCAAGAUCGUCUUGACGAGUGCACUGGCUGAGAACUUUCUUAGAAGGCUGCAUAAGCAACGCUUCAUAAAUUACGUGGAGGGUGCCGAUCACUUUGAAUUGAGUGAAGAUCAGCCGCCAGAUACUCCUGACGAACUGAAACUCAAACCAUUGGAUGAAAAGACUCGAUCUCGACUUGAGAAAGUCCAGGAUUUAGUCUUGUUUCGCUAUGGAAAUACCGGCGUCACAGAUACGCUUAAACGUGCUGUAGAGCUGCUGGGUGUCAUACCCGCUUUCCCAGUCAAGAACAUAAACAAUUUCUCUGGAGAAAUUGGUCGUGACAAGGGCAUUUUCAGGGACUGCAUAUUGAUCAGACCUGGUACAACUGUUAGGGAGUUUGCGAAGCUUGUGUCUGAUCAACUGUAUCUGUAUUACUGGUACGCUGAGACGGUCGGCAAUGUCAGGAUGGGAGAAGAUGAUAUCGUGACAUUGGAGAACAAUAUCAUAUCGUUUAAAACUACACAGGCGUUACAACCGUCUGUUGCAUCUGGUGGUGGUGGUAAGACGCUUGGAUCUAAAUCGUAG